AUGGCAGAUCCCGUCAAGUCCCCUGACGUAAAGUUGCCAGUUGACGCCCACGAACAUGUCAUUAUCGAGAAGGGAGAUACAGAGCUGCUAGCGACGCUGGGCUACAAGCAGGAGCUACGCCGUCAUUAUUCCGCGGUUCAAAUCUUUGCUGUAGCUUUCAGUAUCAUGGGACUGCUGCCCUCAAUUGCAUCGACCCUUUCAUUUUCGAUGCCCGCUGGCCCUGUGGGAUGGUUGGUCGCUAGUGUCUUCAUCUUCAUUGUCGCCUUGGCCAUGGCUGAUUUGGCAUCUGCAAUGCCCACUGCUGGUGGUCUCUACUUCUGGACCCAUUACUACAGCGCCCCGAAAUGGAAGAACCCGUUGAGUUUCCUCGUCGGAUACAGCAACACUAUCGGUCUCGUUGGUGGCAUCUGCUCCAUAGACUACGGUUUUGCAAACAUGCUUCUAUCAAUGGUCUCCAUAUCCCGUGACGGAAAUUGGUCUGCCUCCCGUGGAGCAAUCUACGGAACCUACGUUGCAACAGUCGUAGCCCACGGCCUCAUCGCCACCUUUUUCGGCAAAGUAAUGCCCAAGAUCCAAUCUAUCUGCAUCGUCCUCAACAUCGGCCUGGUAGUAGCUACCGUCAUCGCCCUACCUAUUGGAAAGCAUGAGAACGCCCCUCCCGUCAACUCAGGUUCCUACGUCUUUGGAAACAUAGACAAUCUAACUACUUGGCCGUCUGGUUGGUCAUUCAUGCUAGCGUGGCUUUCGCCAAUCUGGACUAUUGGCUCUUUCGACUCCUGUGUGCAUAUGAGUGAGGAGGCGACGCAUGCUUCUCGCGCUGUGCCUAUUGGUAUCAUCGCUUCUUGUGGCUUGUGUGGUAUCUUGGGCUGGGUUUCGCUGGCUGUGAUUGCUGCUUCUAUGGAUAAAGAUAUCUCUGCGAUUCUGGAUUCGAGAUUUGGUCAGCCCAUGGCUCAGAUCUAUUACGAUGCCCUAGAUAAGAAGGGUGCGCUCGGCUUCAUGGCCGUGUGCGCAGUUGUCCAAUUUUUUAUGGGUUUGAGUAUUGUCCUGGCAGCCUCUCGUCAGAGCUGGGCGUUCUCUCGAGACAACGCAUUGCCCUUCUCCAAGUUCUUCCGCAAAGUCAGCCAGUACAGACUGACGCGCUACCAGCCUGUCCACAUGAUCUGCGGCGUCAUAGCCGCAUCGAUAAUAAUCGGACUUCUAUCUCUAAUAGAUAACGCCGCAGCUAAUGCGCUCUUCUCGCUCGCCGUGGCCGGUAAUGACGUCGCAUGGGGAGUUCCGAUCCUCGCUCGACUCAUCUGGGGCCAGGAUAAGUUUGUACCAGGUGAAUUCUACACUGGGAAGUACUUCAGUAAACCGAUUGCUUGGACGGCUGUUAUCUACUUGGCUUUUGCUAUUAUCCUUUGCAUGUUCCCGACUGGUGGACCUGAUCCUUCGCCCGAUGAUAUGAACUAUACUGUUGUUAUUAACGGGGCGUUGUGGGGAGGUGCCAUUCUUUAUUACAUGAUUCGUGCAAAGAAGACGUACUCUGGUCCUCAGGCUACGACUAUGCCUGAGGAUGAAGGUUAA
This is a messenger RNA of Penicillium taxi, 1566 nucleotides long. RefSeq names its product putative GABA permease. Gene Ontology annotation, cellular component: membrane. The record is from RefSeq and is a predicted model, not a curated record. Gene Ontology annotation, biological process: transmembrane transport. NCBI's taxonomy places the organism in Eukaryota, Fungi, Ascomycota, Eurotiomycetes, Eurotiales, Aspergillaceae. The transcript has 8 exons. Gene Ontology annotation, molecular function: transmembrane transporter activity. Bases 1 to 1566 code for a protein of 521 amino acids.